GCACGCCUGGCGACAGUUAGCAAUGGCGCGGCGUCUCACGCGGUUACUGCCGCCAGUCAGUGCGGGGUUAGGGGACACACCCGUGUGCCGACGGGGGUUGGCGGUCGGGAGCACGGGCGCCGGCCGGCUGACGGCGGCGGAGCUCGCGGCCCGGGUACGGCGGGAAGCCGGGCAGGAGGCCCAGGGCGGGGAGGGGCAGACGCUGCACUCCCAGCGGGUCCAAAAGCUGAGGCGUAUGACCCGUUCUCUGCAACAGGCCCAUCCCAAUGUGCUGGCGAAGGUACUGAAGAAGGGACUGAUCUUCCAGAGCCCAGAGCUGGUGGUCGUCAGCAAACCCUACGGGGUCCCAAUGGAAGGUGCAUCGUGGGUUCUAGCACAAACUUGUCCAAGGGGGGGCCCCAGUGUCCAUGACGUGCUGCCCGUCCUCUCGAAGAUGCUGCACGGGAUGCGUGCGGAGCCUCUGCACCUCUGCCACUGGUUGGACAAGGACACCAGCGGCGUCCUGCUUCUGGCCUGUGACCAAUCCUCAGCCCUCAGGGUCCAACAGCUGUUCCAGACUCAGCAGGUCACCAGGAAGUUCUGGGUGGUCACAGUGGGAGUCCCCGUGCCUUCGGAAGGAGUCAUUGACAUCCCCCUGGUGGAACGAGAGGCAUCACGGCCCAGGAAGCACUUCAAGAUGGCCCUAGCUCCCCUCUUUCGAAUGGGUGAUGCUGCAGGGAGUGUGGUGAGGGUGAGGCAGAACCGGUCGGCACACAGCGCAGUGACGCGCUACCGAGUGCUGGAUACCUCCGGUCCCACAGCAUUGGUGGAGGUUCAGCCAAUCACAGCUGUGAAGCACCAGGUGCGGGUACACAUGGCCCUGGGUCUCGGCUGCCCUGUCCUCGGUGACCACAAGUAUUCCAAGUGGAGCAGCCUGGAGCCACAGAAGCUACCUCGCUCAGUACUCACCCUCCUGGGCUUGACCCAACCAGCUUCACGUCACCUGGGUCUGCACCUACACUGCCGGGAGCUCACCCUCCCACCAUCGUCCCCCUCCAUCCCCCCGACCCCUACCCUCCUCUCCACCCUCCCUCCCCACAUCCUGCACUCCCUCCGCAAGCUCAGGCUCCAUCUCCCCACUACCAGCAAGGACGUCCCACCAGUGAAUGACUGAGAGCAGGACGGUGUGGAGAGAAGAAGAAGGACUCGCCUCAGGACUUGACUGCUCACUCCCCUCUUGUCCAGCUCCCCCUCUCAGCUCUUCCCCUCUCCCUACCCACUCCUCUUCUCCACCCAUCCCUUUUUACCUUCCUCCCCACCCCUCCUGCCUUUUCUCCUCUCUUCUUUCCAGACCGUCUCCCCCUUCCGUGCCCUUCCCCUUACACCCUACCCCUCCUUCCUCAACCCCUCUUCUCACCUGAUCUUUUCACUCUCCUGAAUAAAACUGUGAA
Molecule: messenger RNA, 1430 nt
Organism: Mobula hypostoma (lesser devil ray)
Lineage: Eukaryota; Metazoa; Chordata; Chondrichthyes; Myliobatiformes; Myliobatidae
Product: pseudouridylate synthase RPUSD4, mitochondrial-like
Exons: 7
Coding region: 23-1153 (376 amino acids)
Biological process (GO): enzyme-directed rRNA pseudouridine synthesis
Molecular function (GO): RNA binding; pseudouridine synthase activity
Source: RefSeq, a predicted model, not a curated record